AAGUGACAAAUACUUAAGCCCUAGCGUUGCUGCCAGACAAUUGUGCCGAUGAAGCGUUGCCAGAUGUUACAAAUAAUUGAACAGCAGGUUAACGUUGUUGUUUGAUUUCAAAACACCGGUAUAGACGUAAUGAAUUAUGUAUGCAAAGCUGCUAAAACAAAGUAUUGCACCUGUUCCUGUGGGCAGCCGCCUACUUAGCUAUGUGCUGGGCAUUGAAACGUCCUGCGACGACACAGGUAUUGCUAUUGUGGACACCAACGGAAAAGUGCAUGCGAACGUGCUUGAGUCUCAACAGGAAUUUCACACGCGUUAUGGCGGCAUAAUACCUCCACGUGCACAGGACUUGCAUCGGGCACGCAUUAAACAUGCCUAUGAGCGUUGCAUGGAGAUAGCACAGCUGCAGCCACAGCAGCUCGAAGCUAUAGCGGUGACAACACGUCCAGGUCUACCGAUGAGCUUGCUGGUGGGCCUGCGGUUUGCACGCCACUUGGCGCGCAAAUAUCAGAAACCUCUGCUGCCUGUGCAUCACAUGGAAGCGCAUGCCUUGCAAGCGCGCAUGGAGCAUAUCGGAGAGUUGGACUAUCCAUUUUUGUGUCUGCUUAUUAGCGGGGGUCACUGCCAGUUGGCCCUGGUGCAGGGCACGGGUCGACUAACACUGCUUGGUGAAACGCUAGACGAUGCACCCGGCGAGGCGUUUGACAAAAUAGCGCGACGUUUACGGCUUAGCAUAUUGCCACAGUACAGACUAUGGAAUGGUGGUCGUGCCAUUGAGCAUGCCGCACAGUACGCCUCGGAUGUGAACGCCUUUGAGUUUCCUUUACCGCUCGCGCGUGAGCGUAAUUGCAAUUUCAGUUUUGCGGGCAUUAAAAACAAUUCAUUUCGCGCCAUCAAAGCGCAGGAGCGAUUGGAGCGUACGCCACCCGAUGGCAUUAUAAGCAACUACAAAGAUUUCUGCGCGGGACUCUUACGUGGCGUGUGUCGUCAUCUAAUGCAUCGCACACAGCGCGCCUUGGAAUACUGCCUGGAUCCGAGCAUUAAGCUCUUUGGCAACGCUACGCCUACGUUGGUUGUCUCGGGCGGUGUGGCCAAUAAUGAUGCCAUAUUUGCCAACAUGUCUCAUCUGGCGCAGCAGUAUAAUUGCCGUUGCUACAGACCCUCCAAGCGCUAUUGUAGCGACAAUGGCGUCAUGAUUGCCUGGCACGGCGUGGAGCAGCUGCUGCAAAGCAAGACCAACCUGCGCUGGGACUAUGAACACAUUGAUCUUGCUGGCACGGCGGGCUUCAGUGCCUCGGCAGUCACAGGUGUGAUUGAGGCGGGCAUAAAAUGCAAGUGGAUACAACCCUUGACUCUGGGCAAGACUCCAACUUAA
This is a messenger RNA of Drosophila busckii, 1369 nucleotides long. It is a transcript of the gene Tcs4, whose product is annotated as probable tRNA N6-adenosine threonylcarbamoyltransferase, mitochondrial. The record is from RefSeq and is a predicted model, not a curated record. Gene Ontology annotation, biological process: tRNA threonylcarbamoyladenosine modification. The coding region runs from base 137 to 1369 and encodes 410 amino acids. Gene Ontology annotation, cellular component: mitochondrion. The transcript is spliced from 2 exons. Lineage: Eukaryota; Metazoa; Arthropoda; Insecta; Diptera; Drosophilidae.